AUGAAGCUCGUGAUCCGCGACGACGUGCACUCGCUGGCGGGCUACGCGGCGUCGCAGGUCGCGGCGGCGAUCAACGCGGCGAAGAAGGCGGGCAGGCCCUGCGUGCUGGGGCUGCCCGUGGGCAACACGAUGCUCCAGACCUACGCGACGCUCGCGACGAUGCACAAGCGCGGCGAGGUCGACUUCGCCCACGUCGUCGGCUUCGUGCUCGACGAGUACUGCGGCGUCGACGUCGCCGACGCGCGGAGCCACCACCACUACAUCUACGCCAACUUCGCCUCGCAAGUGAACAUCAAGCGCGAGAACCUCCACGUCCUCGACGGCGGCGUGGACCGCGAGGCCUGGGCCGACGAGUGCGCGGCCUACGAGGCGAAGAUCGCCGCGGCGGGCGGCUUCGACCUCGUCUUCUGCUCCACGGGCGGCGACGGCCACGUCGCGCGCAACGAGCCCGGGUCCUCGCUCAAGUCGCGGACGCGGCCCAAAACUUUAGCCCACGACACGAAGUCGCAGCUCGCGGAGCGCUGGCAGUGCCCCGUCGGGGACGUGCCGUCCGUGGCGCUCACCGUGGGCGUCGGCACGAUCAUGGGCGCGCGCCGCGUGCUCGUGCUCUUCGCGUCCGUGCACCGCGCGUACGCGCUCGAGCGGUGCCUCGAGCACGGCAUC
Molecule: messenger RNA, 663 nt
Organism: Aureococcus anophagefferens
Lineage: Eukaryota; Pelagophyceae; Pelagomonadales; Pelagomonadaceae
Exons: 1
Biological process (GO): N-acetylglucosamine catabolic process; N-acetylneuraminate catabolic process; carbohydrate metabolic process
Cellular component (GO): cytoplasm
Molecular function (GO): identical protein binding; glucosamine-6-phosphate deaminase activity
Source: RefSeq, a predicted model, not a curated record